This is a messenger RNA of Stylonychia lemnae, 2322 nucleotides long. The record is from the annotation of a GenBank genome assembly. Lineage: Eukaryota; Ciliophora; Spirotrichea; Sporadotrichida; Oxytrichidae.
AUGACAUAAGACCCUUUGCAGCUAAACAAUCAGAUAUUAAACUCGUUAACUUCUGAGUUUUCGGAUUUUCUCAAAAGUUAUUCGCAGUAGAUUUCUAAUUUGCCGAUGACAGCAGGAAUGCUUGAUUAGUUCAAGGAGAUUGAAGUGCCAUUAAAGUUUAAAAUAAACAGUGAGGAUUUAGAAGUCAAAGAUGAUGAGAUGAGAUAACUUGAAAUUUCUCAGAAAAAAAUUAACAAUAAAAUAAAACCAGCAGAGGUACUUGCAAACUUAAAUGAUCGAAGAAAUAAGAUAUUUUCAAAGUUUUCUCCAGUUGAGGAAGAGAGGAAAGAAAAAAUGGAAGCCUUUCUCAGAGAUUAGAAAUUUACUGCAUACUCUAUCGCUCAUAAUGGGACUUAUCUAUGGAAAUCUCUAAUGCAUGAAAGGUACAGAUGGCUUAAGAAAGUCAGAAUCGACUAAGAAUAUGGUGCUUAGGGUCUAUGUAAUUCUGAUUAGGAUUUAGAUGCUCUUCUAAAAGGAUAUUUUAGUCGAAGCAGUAAUCAUAUAGAUGAUAAAGAAUAGAAGAAAAUGCUUAAAGCAAUCUCAGAAAAGUAUAAUUCAUACUUCAAAGGGAAAUCAAGUCUAAUGAUUUAAUUUCAGCAAAGAGUUCCUCUAAAUAUUCUAACUUUAGAAACUCAUAUUUAUGCGAAGGUAGUUUAAAGUAUGAAAAAAACUUUGAGAUAUUUGCAUUAAAGGUUGUAAUCAGUGAUGGUUUACGGUUAGAACUCAAAUGCAACUGGAUAGGGAAAUACAAUGCUAUUGUUUAAGCCUUAUGAGACUAAUAAGGUAUUUUACUUAAACUUCUUCAACUGUAUUAUGAACUAUUAUCUAAAUUGCAAAUAAAAGUACAAAGAAUUUAAGCCAACGACAGAAGAAAUCAAAGAAAACGUUAAAGUCUACUAUGAUUUUCACAUCAACAAACUACCAGCAUUUUCAGUGCUUUAAAUUGAGCAACAUGCCAGCAAAGCUAUACCUCAGAAUCCAUAGAUUACGAAUAUGCAAUAAACAUCAUCAGGAUAAAUACAAUUCUAAUUGGAUGUCAGUAAACAAUAGCUUUUAAAUAUAUAUCAAGGUGAACUCUAUGGGGCUUAAAAUGGGAUGAAAUUCAAGACUAUACUUAAGAAUUUCUUUGUUCUAUUUAUUUUACAAGAUCCAUUGAUAAAUAAACUGAUACUUUAAUUCAAGGAUUAAAUCAUUGAAGACCUUAAAACUCCUUUCAUGAAUGGAGAACUGGAUAAAGAUGAGUAUUAAUCUCAAUGUUACAUAGAAAGUUUUGAAGAGGAUCUCGUGAAUUAACUUCGGAAAUUCAGACAGUUAAUAAGGUAUAGCAGUGGAGGUAUCGGAGGAAAUUGUAAUAGCUAAUACAAGAACAAUGUUAGUGGCUGUAUAUAAAAUAUGAGAUAAAGAUGGGUAGAGUGGUAUCGUUAUCUUUAUCAUUUGGAAUUCUUUUAACUCCAUGAUGUAAUGGAGGAUAAUCAUAAGAUAGGUAUUAAAAUAGAAAAUGAUAAUUAGCAAUAGCAAAGUGAUAAGAGACUCAGAUUAUCCUAAUUGAUAUGUGAUAAAAUAGAGUAUCUUAGCGAGGAUUCUGAUGAUGGCAGAGACUCUAAAUAUAAUAUACUGGAUGAAACUGACAUGAUAGAGGAAGAAGAUGAAUGUGCUGAGGAUGAUGAAGAAGAUGGAGCAGAAGAGUAUGGAAAUGAAACUGUUGCAAACUAAAUGUAAAAGCAGCCUGACUCAGGUGCUGGAAAUACUAAAGAUAACUAGGCAUAAUAGAAGAAGAAGCGUAAAAAUAAAAAAAAGAAGAAGAAUAAAGAAGAUGGUUCGGAAAAUAGAGAUAGUGCUGGAGGAGUUAGCAAUAGUAUACUUGGGGGAAAUCUGACUGAGCAGGAUUAUAAAUACUUAAACAACCAGAUAUUGCCUUGUAUUAAUAAGAUAAUUUCUAUCGCAAAUGCUGAUGAUUUCCUUAAGGGAGAUUUUAAUAUAGAUUUUAACAGAGAUUCACUACAUUAAUAUAAUGCUAGUAUUAGAGAUUCUAAUACAGGCCUAGAUGAUGCUUUUGAUGAUAGCUUUAUUGAUGAAGAAACUCAAACACUAGAGGAUCAGCUAAUAUAAGAGUUUGAAUAGAAUCUUGACCGAGAUAGCCAAAGAGCAGCUGAGAGUGCUAGGCCGAAAUUAAAGCCAAAUCUGAGCAAGGAAUGGAUUGAUAAAUAUAAAUAAAUUAUGAGAAAGGUGAUUGACAUAACUAGCAAAAGUUCUCCUAAAGAAUAAAUGGAACCUGAAGAGUGA